AUGCUCCCUCAAGCAUCUGUUCUCGCGGCCGUCUUGCCGGCGCUGACGCUGCUGCUCCCAGGCGGCGUCUAUGGCCUCGCGGUGGCGUCUAGAGCGACGAACUAUACCCAACAAGCCAUCGACUCGGGCGCUGUGCUGUCUGAUCUCAACAAACAGGCCUACAGCAACGUUCUUGCUCGUCUCGGGAACGCGACUGCGGCCGGUCAGAACGGGACCGCGCAGUGCACAAAAGACAAUGUCAGAGUCCGUCGCGAGUGGAGAAACAUGCCGGAUGAAGAGCGCAUUAGGUACACCGAUGCCGUGACCUGCCUCCAGCAGCAGCCGGAGUUAUUCACCGAGAUUGCCGGGUCCAAGUCCAUGUUUGAUGACUUUGUGGCCCUGCACCAGGCAGCGACGCUUUACGUUCACCUGUCGGCAACGUUCUUCCUCUGGCAUCGCUACUACAUCUGGACAUAUGAGAACAAGCUGGAGUCGGAGUGCGGCUACAACGGAUCUUUCCCCUACUGGGAAUGGGGUUUCGACACGGCCAACCUUUCCGCGAGCCCCGUCUUCGACGGCUCCGCGACCUCGAUGGGCAGCGACGGCGUCCCGACCCCUCACCAAGGGCUCGUCCUCGUCAACGCGUGGGAUAACACCACAACAGUACUCCCCGCCGGCACAGGCGGCGGCUGCCUGGCUUCGUCCUCGGCCCCAUUUGCCAAUCAGACGGUCCACCUCGGCCCGCAGGCCAUGCCGGACUACGGCAACGUCACCUCCUACAACUCGGCCACGCCCACCGACGACAACCCGCGAUGCCUGCGCCGCGAUCUCAACGUCUACCCGCUCCAGCGCUGGGCCAGCCUCCGCAACACGACGGACCUGAUCCGUGACGCCGCUGACAUUGAGAGGUUUCAGGCCGUCGCACAGGGGGACUCGCGGUACGUCGGAACGGGCCAGCUAGGCGUCCACGGGGGCGGGCACUAUGCGCUAGGAGGGGACCCUUCGAGCGACGUCUACCUCAGCCCCGGUGAUCCCGUGUUCUACCUUCAUCACGCUCAGAUGGACCGUCUCUACUGGAUCUGGCAGAACUUGGACUGGCAGAAUCGUCAGACAAUUUUCGGUACGAACACCACCAUGAACCAGCCGGCUAGCGCCAAUGUGACACUUGACGACUUGAUGUACAUGGGACCUCUGGGCGCCGAAUUGUCCCUUCGCGAUGCCAUGGAUACCGUGAAUGGCCCAUUUUGCUACGUAUACGCAUCGGACUGA
Colletotrichum paranaense is the source of this 1248-nucleotide messenger RNA. RefSeq names its product tyrosinase central domain-containing protein. The coding region runs from base 1 to 1248 and encodes 415 amino acids. The transcript has 5 exons. The record is from RefSeq and is a predicted model, not a curated record. Lineage: Eukaryota; Fungi; Ascomycota; Sordariomycetes; Glomerellales; Glomerellaceae. Gene Ontology annotation, molecular function: oxidoreductase activity.